UACUAUUUUGCGAUUUUUGCAACAAAAGUCAAUCUUUCCAGUGAUAGAAUGCAUGUAGAACAGUGAAAAAAUACGAAUUAUCAAAUAUUCAUUGAAUUUUGGCGAUAUUCUUGCAAAGGUAAUUUGUGAAGUAUACAAGUUUUUGUGUAUUUUGACGGUCGUGCAUUCAUUUCGAUUCUUACUUGCUGGAAUAGAUUAUGUGGUGAACAUUGUUGAACAUUGAACAUACGAAAUGGAUCUCUCGGAAGCGAUGAAGAUAGCCUUAGCAAAAAGUCAUUCCGCACAACAUGCCGUUGCUGCAGGCAACAACGGCAACGCCUCGGCCCAUGGCAGCUCCGGUGGGGAUCAAACUGGAGCCGGGUACGUGACGGAAAAAUUGUACAUGCUGCUGCAGUUGUAUCUUCAGAACAAGGGUUGGAGUCCUUCGGUUGAGCUGCUGCAGUGUUUUGCUGAAUUGAAGGAUACGCCGGUGCUUCCGAAUGCGGCUUAUCUGCAGAUGCUGGCCAGCCGUGUGGCACUGGAUGCUCAGGGUCGGUUAGUUUUGCGGGAGUCCGGAAAAAUCAUCCUGCCUUUCGAGCAUUUUGCUAAUGCUGUUAUGUUGAAACAUAUGUCCGGUCCGCACGGAUUGCAUCUAAGUGUCGAAGCCACAGUCAGGGCGGUUGUGGAAUCCUACACAAUCGGCCGGGAAAACUUGGGAAUGGAGAAGGAGUUCAUAGUGGAGGUGGUUCAUUCGUGCCCUAGUCCAGCUUGUCGCUAUUACAAAGGUCAGAUGGGAGUAGGGCCUUUCAUAGACCAGUCGUUUAAUCCGGGAUCCCACCUGAACUCGGACUAUCUAGCCCAUUUGCAGCAGAUGGGUCAAUCAGGAUUGGAUCUUGCUGCGGUGGAAGCAGCUGGAAAAGCCAUUAAUAAUCAGGUAAAGAUACCGAAAACCACUCCAACACAGCAACAGCAAAUUACAGCGGCGAUAAUUCAACAACAAAAUAGAGCUAUGGCCCAGCAAUCACUUGAAAAAUUCGGAAAUUUAUCAAACAUAGAAAAGCAACGAGUUCUCCAGCAGCUGGACAAAAAGCAUUAUGAAGUUGCCCAAUCACAGGUUGCUAGCUUGCCACCACAAUUGGUGCCUUCGGGGAACAGCACCCCGAUUCCAGCUCAAGUGUCUGUAGGCAACCAACAAGCGGUGGCUGCCGCAGCGCUUUUACAACAACAACAACAGCAGCAGCAGCAACAACAACAACAGCAGCAAAGUCAAACAAUAGAUAUGACCCGUACUCAGCAAACAUCGACUCCAAUCUUGGCUUCGCAAACAAUCCAACAGCAUCCAAGUGCAUCAUCGUCUCAAAUUGCUCACUCGCACUUCUUAAACCAGCCGCCCUUACAAACGGUCAAUAUGGAUACUGGGCACAAACUGUCCGAUUACAUGCGAGGGGCCGUUGAUCCCCUCGAAAAUGUGUCUACGAGCAAGGAUUUGCUAACGCUACAUAGCGGCGCUUGGCCAGGCCAGGAUGGCCGCGGUGCCGAUGGGCUAGCCGUUAGCCAGGAUAAAAUCAUUCGAGCAUUCAGCGAGCUGAUGCGCAACAUUGGCCGCAUGAAAACGUUCAUACGUCCGAGCAUGUGCAAACCGUACGGGAAGCAAUCCGAGAGUUUGCAGAAGACCCUGUUUGACACUAUCCAGUUGGUGCAGUCGCUGAGAAAUUGCCUACCGGCAUCACAUAUCCCGGUUACAUCUUGGAAAAGUGAAACACAUGGCCAGGGAGGGGCUAGUGAGGGCGAAACAGUUUAGAGAGUCAAAGGUUAUCUUAAUCCGGUGGCAAAUUGAUCAUUUAUUCACUCUGUCCUAGGUCGAUGUCACCUAGAAGGAGAAUAGAAUAGACGUAACGAAGCAACAAAAAAUCAUAACUUGAAAGUAUUUUUGAGAUCGUUUUCAUCUAUUUGAGAUUUGUGAUUCUUCAUUUUUUUGAGUAAAUGCUAAUAGAAUACUAAGUUGAAAAACAGGCCAAGUUGCAGUUGGAAUGUAGAUCCAUAGAAGAAAAAGAUUAUAAAAUGCUCAUUUUGCCCUUGGAUUAAGGCAAUAAUGCAUAGCAUUAUUAGUAUUACUCGUCGCUCAAAAGAAACUCACAAAUGCUAUCGAGAUUAACGAUUUUCACUAAGUAACUCGAACCGAUUAACAACAAUAAAUCUAAAUACUCAUUAACUCAUAUUAUUCAUCAGUAAUCCUCAUAGUUAUCAACAACAAUAUUAUACUCAAAUUUAACUGCUUAAGAAAACUAUUUGUCACUGUCGCAAUGUGACAACUGCUCGUGUAAAUCACAAAACCGUUCAACGUAAUCUACCAGGAUGUAAAGGAUAAGCAAAGCGCUGCUAUGCAUUUAAAGUUGUCAUUUGAUUUGUUCCUUUGGUGCCAUUUGGCAACCAUACUCACUACAUGAAAGUUAACUACAUUAUGUUUACUUACGUACAAUAUAUAUUAAAUGUGAUAGUUUAAACACAACAGCAAUCUCACUGAACGUACUUAUUAUUUUAGCUUACUUUUAGUAGAUGUAUUCUAAAUUUAAUCAAGCUUGUAAAGUAUCUAUGAGUUAUGCCUAACUUAUGCACCCUCUUCAUCUCGCUUUUAUUUGUUAGGCAAUGAUAAAAUUCGACAACAUUUGAUAAUCCAAAUUGUGAGAACUAAACAGAAAAAAAAAACAAAUUAUGGGAAAAACUGGCAAUGAACCUGUGAUAGCAAGUAAGAAUCGGAAAGCAAAUACAUCGAGAAAGAGGAAAAAAAUUUAAUCGAAUUUAAUUAGCCAACAAGAUAAAAACAAGUGCAAGUGUGUUUUGAUUAAUACUUAUAGAACCAAAUUGAAGAUGAAAAUUAGAGUAAAUCUUUUAGAAUAAGUUCUUUUGAUAUUUUAUUGUUCCUUCUCUAAAGAUCUAUAAAAGUCAAGUUGUGUAGGCUUCAAGUUAGACACUUUAGAACACAAUUAGAUAAAGAAAAACUAUAACUGUGCAAUACCCUGAAAAAGCAAACUCUUUCAAAAACGCUAUAAAAAGACUUGGAAAUACCUAUUCAAAGCAAGCAAAUAAACUAAAUGAAUGCUUCAUUGAAGCUGCACUAAUUGCAUUUGUGAAACUCAAUAAAACAUAUUUUAACCGCUUAGGUGUUUUACUGGCA
This is a messenger RNA of Armigeres subalbatus, 3154 nucleotides long. RefSeq lists its product as uncharacterized. The coding region runs from base 233 to 1780 and encodes 515 amino acids. The record is from RefSeq and is a predicted model, not a curated record. The transcript has 3 exons. Lineage: Eukaryota; Metazoa; Arthropoda; Insecta; Diptera; Culicidae.